Messenger RNA from Cladocopium goreaui, 1239 nucleotides. Lineage: Eukaryota; Dinophyceae; Suessiales; Symbiodiniaceae. The record is from the annotation of a GenBank genome assembly.
UUGGACCACUACGUAGCGACCGGACCCGUUGCGGCGCAACGCGCGAGUUGGCAUGUUGGUAGGCGUUGGCACCGUGCUCGUGCUGUACGAUGAGUCCGUAUGGUCCAUACUCGGCACGUGAACAUGGCAGCUGGAGCCGGGGUUGGGGAUGGGGCUUCAGUCCCAAUGAGGCCACCUGGAGGUAUGUCGGUGAAAGUAAAGGACACGACAUGAUCGUUUGUUGUUUCGGCGUCGUCUCCGCGAUGUUCUUCAUCAUCGCGCUCGUGUGGUGGAAGGCUGGCGGAGCUUUGCCGGCUUUGCCGACCUGGUUUGCCAGUGGGAACAUCAAGCCCCUGCACAACUGUCACGUGGGCUACGAUGAUUGGCAGAAGACCUGGGAUUAUCGGAAGCAACUCUGGUGCUGCAGCAACUACGGCCGCGGCUGUCCAAGUUGGACCUUGCCCCGAGGCAACGAUUUUCAGCCCUUUGACUGUUCUGCGGGUUUUUCGCAUUGGAAAAGCGGAUGGUCGGAGGACAAGAAGAUCUGGUGUUGCAGGAAUCAAGGCCGAUGUGCGGAGUACAACUGCGACCAUGGCCAGGCCAGCUGGCAUUUGGACUGGACCGCGCACAAAAAGGCGUGGUGCUGUCUACACACUGGAGUCGGGUGUGCCACCACGACCACGACGGAUCCUGUGCAGGAUCCUGUAGAUUUCGACUGUAGUGUCGGUGUCCACUCGGAGCGGCAAAGCCAUUGGUCCAAAGCGAAGAAGGAGUGGUGCUGUCACCACUAUCACCGUGGCUGUGACUAUGAUUGCAGUGCCAGCCCCCUGUGGCAAAGCGAGUGGUCUCACAACCAAAAGGCGUGGUGUUGUCAACACAAAGGAAAAGGUUGCCCUGGAUUUGUCGCGCCACGCUUUGAUUGCGGUGAGGGCGCUUAUCAAGGAUGGCAUCAAGAGAAGAAGGACUGGUGUUGCAAGCAUGAGCAUGUGGGCUGCGCCAGUCAUGAGAGUUAUGAUUGCAGUCAUGGCUUCGAAAAUUGGCGCCAUGCCUGGGAUGAUGAGAAGAAAAGCUGGUGCUGCAGGCAUCACCGCUGUGGUUGCGAGCAUGACUGCAGUGGCAUCGAGAACUGGAAAACCCACUGGUCAUCGAGCCAAAAGACCUGGUGCUGCGACCACGUGGGUGUUGGCUGUGAAAGGACCCGUCAUGGACUUCACGACUUGUGAUGGAAAGUCACGCAGAGGAAGGCUCCGUCCCCCAAAG